Molecule: messenger RNA, 1346 nt
Organism: Etheostoma spectabile (orangethroat darter)
Lineage: Eukaryota; Metazoa; Chordata; Actinopteri; Perciformes; Percidae
Gene: cahz
Product: carbonic anhydrase
Exons: 7
Coding region: 236-1018 (260 amino acids)
Biological process (GO): carbon dioxide transport; regulation of pH
Cellular component (GO): cytoplasm
Molecular function (GO): zinc ion binding; carbonate dehydratase activity
Source: RefSeq, a predicted model, not a curated record
GCUGCCCUGCUCUCCGGAUUGACCUGCCCGCUGAAGGGCCGUCGAGCCAACCCUCCCCCUCCGCUGUGAGCACUGACAGGAGACAGCCGAUAUAUAAAGCCCGGCAGCAGGCUUCCAGCGGGCAUCCGUCACCAGAUCAUCAUCACCCUCCUCUUCUGCAUCUUUUCGACCUGUAACCUGACUUGGAUUCAUUCUUGUUGUUGUGUUAUCAGGAUAGCACAGAGCAGGAGCAACCAUGUCUCACGGAUGGGGAUACGGACCAACUAACGGACCUGAAAAAUGGGGACAAGAUUUUCCUGUGGCUAACGGGGCCAGACAGUCUCCCAUCAACAUCGUCCCAGGGGAGGCCCAAUACGACUCCACUCUGAAGCCUCUAAAGCUCAAGUACGACCCCUCCAACUCCAACGGCAUCCUCAACAACGGACACUCCUUCCAGGUGGACUUUGUGGACGACACAGACAGUUCUACCCUGACAGGAGGUCCUAUUUCUGGAACUUAUCGUUUGAAGCAGUUUCAUUUCCACUGGGGAGCCAGUGACGACAGAGGCUCCGAGCACACUGUCAAUGGCAUCAACUUCCCCUGUGAGCUUCAUCUGGUGCACUGGAACACUAAGUACCCUAGCUUUGGCGAGGCAGCCAGCCAGCCGGAUGGACUCGCUGUGGUCGGGGUCUUUCUCAAGAUUGGUGCUGCCAACCCCAGGCUUCAGAAAGUUCUGGAUGCCUUGGAUGCUAUUAAGACUAAGGGAAAGCAGACCACCUUUCCAAACUUUGACCCAAAGACUCUCCUUCCUGGUUCUCUGCAUUACUGGACCUAUGAUGGCUCUCUGACCACGCCUCCCUUGUUGGAGAGUGUCACCUGGAUCGUCCUCAAGGAGCCAAUCAGCGUCAGCCCUGCACAAAUGGCCAAGUUCCGCGGCCUCCUCUUCACUGGAGAAGGAGAAUCUCCAUGCUGCAUGGAGGACAACUACAGGCCUCCUCAGCCUCUAAAGGGCCGUAAGGUCCGCGCCUCCUUCAAAUAAACCCUGCUUCAUCUCCAUAGCUUCCUUACCCCCUUGGGGCUCAUCCUUCCCUCCUUUCCUGAACCUUCGUACUCCCAUUUUUCUUCAUAUGCAGUCUUUUCUUAGCUUGUAUAAGCCCUAUUGACAUUAACUUGAAAUGUAGAAACUUCUCCUUACACGUUUUAUGACAUAUACUACCUGGAUGUAUCUUGAAUAAAAUAACUUUGAGCCGUUUUUAAGCUUUGACACCAUCAAGACAUUGGCCCCAUUUACACUUUUCAAUUUGAGUGUUUUGUAUCCAGAUUAAAUCCAGUCCACCCUCUAGUCCAAAUAUGGCCACUUCUGGUUU